AAUCUCCUCAUGCACCUGCGCGCCGGCGGCCCCAGUCCUCGGCUUGAAGCAGGUGGGAUGAUGAAGCCAAUUCAAUCGUUCUUCAACCGGAACCACAUACGAAAUCAGUACAUGUGAUUCUCCCAGUCCCAGCUCCUACUAUAAAGCUGGCAACUCCUUUCAGAUCAAACGCACUUUGUACCAUAAUGGAAUUACCACCUGGGAUCAUCUACCUCAUCAGUUGCUUGCCACAACUCCUAUUACCACCCGCAGUCGUUUAUGGUCUAAAUCGCAUCUGCGAUUUUGCAUUUAGCGUCUCCUUGCCAGGAUGGUCACAGAUUCCUGCAUAUUUGUUAUCUUUCCCUGCCAUCUUCACUUGCAGCGUGCUCGCAGCAAACUAUCGCGAUAGGCGCCAGGCUGCGAUGCAUGGUGCCGUCCUCGCGCCCAAGUUCCCCAGCAAAUGGCCUGGCGGUCUUGAUAUCCUCGCAGCCUUGGUAAAAAACUUUAAAGUCGGAUACAUGGGUGACUUAAUGGAGGAGCAGUGUAACGAAAUUGGACAUACGUUUAACAUGCGAGUCCUCUUCGAAAAUAGGAUCUUCACCGACGAACCAGAAUAUACGAAGGCAAUUCUGGCAUCAAAGUUCACAUCAUUUGCGAAAGGGCCCAUGUUUUGGGACCAAGCCAACUCCCUCCUUGGCACCGGAGUGUUCAAUUCCGAUGGGGAUGUCUGGAAAUUCCACCGCUCGAUGACACGCCCGUUCUUCAGCAAAGACCGCAUCAGUCAUUUUGAUAUAUUUGACAAGCACGCGGAAGACGCAAUUAGUCAGUUGAAGACUAGACUCAGAGAUGGUUACCCCGUGGAUUUCCAGGACAUGGUCUCUCGCUUCACCCUAGACUCUGCGUCGGAGUUCCUCUUCGGAAAGAACGUCUGUUCUCUCUCAGCUGGGCUGAUAUACCCACCGUCAUCGCCCCUUUCUAAAGACAUCGCGUUUGAGAAUCACCCAGCCAACAAGUUUGCGCAUGCAUUCAGUGAGGCUCAGAUUGCUACCUCCUACCGCGGCCGGUUUGGCUCAGCGUGGCGCUUGUUUGAAUUCUGGAGUGAUAACGUUAAGAAGCACAUGGAUGUUUGUUACCAGUUCAUCGACCCCAUCCUCAAGGAAGCAUUAGAAAAGAAAAAGGCGCUCAAGGAAAAUUCUAACGAGAAGGUGGACAAAGAGGAUAUAGACGUCAAAGAAGGCGAAACGCUACUUGGUCACUUGGUAAAUUACACAGAAGACCCCAUCGUCAUCAGGGACGAAACUCUCAACAUCAUGAUUGCUGGACGCGAUACAACUGCAGCUACUCUGACUUUCGUCGUCUACAUGCUUGCGCAACAUCCCGAUGUCCUCCUCCGUCUUCGUGAGGAAAUUCUCGGCAAAGUAGGUAGCUCGAGGAGGCCUACCUACGAUGAUAUGCGCGAUAUGAAAUAUUUGAGAGCAGUCAUCAAUGAGACGCUUCGACUUUACCCGCCUGUGCCAUUCAAUGUCAGGACCAGCACAGAACCAACGGUGUGGCCGGGGGUUGACGGGGGGAAACCGAUCUAUAUCCCUCCAAACACAAGGACUCCUUACUCUGUAUUCUUGACGCAUAGACGAACGGACUUGUGGGGACCAGAUGCUCAAGAAUUUGACCCAGAUCGGUUCCUUGACGAGCGCCUCCGUAAAUACUGUACACCCAACCCAUUCAUUUUCGUGCCUUUCAAUGCAGGGCCUAGGAUUUGUCUCGGGCAACAGUUCGCAUAUAACGAGACUUCUUUCUUCCUCGUACGACUUCUCCAGCAGUUCUCUUCAUUCUCCUUGGCCACAGAUGUCCAGACCCCCGCGCCCGCGGAGUGGGCCAAGUGUUCUGGCCGCAAGGCCAUCGAAAAGAUCAUUAUCAAAAGUCACCUCACCAUCUAUGCACAUGACGGGCUAUGGGUUAGGAUGGAGGAAGCCAGCCCUGUGGAGGUUGUGUAAAUAUAACGGACAGCGUAUGAUCAAGACGACAAACCAUUUAAUUAUCUGUACUGUAGCUCGCCUCUGGAGGAAAUUCGUACCUGCUGCUCUCUGUAUUGGCCGUGGG
Suillus clintonianus is the source of this 2079-nucleotide messenger RNA. Its product is annotated as cytochrome P450. The coding region runs from base 186 to 1973 and encodes 595 amino acids. The record is from RefSeq and is a predicted model, not a curated record. Lineage: Eukaryota; Fungi; Basidiomycota; Agaricomycetes; Boletales; Suillaceae. Gene Ontology annotation, molecular function: iron ion binding; heme binding; oxidoreductase activity, acting on paired donors, with incorporation or reduction of molecular oxygen. The transcript has 17 exons.